UCUCAGUUCUCUCUCUCUCUCUCUGCUACGGUUACUGGGUGUUUUUUUCUUGGCGGGAAUUGCAUUUGGGUUUUUCCUACAGGUCUUAGUCUAGUGAAGAACCUUCAAGUUCUGACCAUUUUGCUCUGUCCAAAGCCCUCAAGAUUUAUUGAAAAUGUUGGGGCCCAAUUUCAUGGACGAGAUCGAUUGCGGCAGCUUCUUCGACAAUUUCGAUGAUUUGAUCGAAUUUCCUACCGACAAUGGAUGUGGUCUUGGCUCCGGCGACGGCACCGGUUUUCCGGCCAUUUGGUCAAACCCAUUGGAUACCUUGCCGAGUUCUGACCCCAUUUUCUGUGGUGGCCACCGCAGUAGUGCUUCCGACCUCUCCGCUGAACUCGCUGUUCCGUAUGAGGACAUUGUACAACUUGAAUGGCUUUCAACUUUUGUGGAAGAUUCAUUCUCUGGUGGUGGGCUGACCGUCGGCAAAGAGAACUCUUCUGCCACCAAGGAGUCGAACCGCAACCAAUUCCAAACCUCCAGUCCUGUAUCUGUCCUUGAAAGCAGCAGCAGCAGCAGUUCCUGCUCAGAGGGGAAGACUAUGCCGCUCAGCCCAAGUCACCGUGGUCCUCAACGUGCUCGCAGCAAGCGACCACGCCCUGCAAUUUUCAAUCCCCGCCCAGCAAUUCAGCUUAUCUCUCCAACUUCCUCCGUCACAGAGACCCCUCAGCCAUUUGUUGCUCCUGGGGUUUCCUCAGAAUCUGAGAAUUUUGCGGAGUCUCAGCCAAUGAAGAAUAUACCAAACCCAGCUGCAACAGAGCACAAGAAGAAAAAGAAGAUAAAGUUGGCAAUUCCCUUUGGUCCCACAGAGAUGGGGAUACAUCACAAUCCGCCGACGCAAGCAGUUAGGAAAUGCCUGCAUUGUGAGAUAACUAAGACACCACAAUGGAGGGCUGGCCCAAUGGGGCCAAAAACCCUCUGCAAUGCAUGUGGUGUUCGCCACAAGUCGGGCCGACUCUUCCCCGAAUACCGGCCUGCAGCAAGUCCAACUUUUGUUCCAUCGCUGCACUCGAAUUCCCAUAAGAAGGUUGUCGAGAUGAGAAGCAAGGCCGGUGAGGAGGCCACCAUGGCGGGGACUGCAAGAACUGUCCCAACAACCACCUAGCCAGAGUUCACUACAUCAUUGAAGAACAAGUGAGGGAGAGAGGUAGAGAACAGUUUUCCUUGUAGAAAUCUUUCUCUUCUCUGCCUCCUCUUUCACUCUCGUUAUGUUAUUCUCUUACAGUUAUUCAUUUCUUUGUUUGUUGGGUCUUUGUACAGAGAUGUAAUGGGGGAAUAGGAGCAGCAGAUGACAUAUUUUAGCUAGCAGAGAAGAGGAAUGAAAGGAGAGAACUAAGUGAAAAAAGGGUAGAGAUAAGUGGGUGACGUAGUGUUCAGUGUUAAGGUCUAGUAAUGCUUAGGUCCUUAAGCUUAAUAGGUUUGGAGUCAGUAAUUUCUCUUUUUUUGGGUUUUCUGUUUUUUUUCCCUUUCUUUUUUUCUUCCUCCCUUCCUCUAUAUGGGAAUUCUUUUUGCAGUUGAUUUGUUAGUAGGAAAUUCUGAGAUGAGUAAUGCAUUUGAAUUCAUGUUCUUAUAAUUUUAUAUAUUUUUGUCAGUGUUUUUUCUCCUUUU
This is a messenger RNA of Ilex paraguariensis (yerba mate), 1644 nucleotides long. Lineage: Eukaryota; Viridiplantae; Streptophyta; Magnoliopsida; Aquifoliales; Aquifoliaceae. The record is from the annotation of a GenBank genome assembly.